CCUUGAGCUCUUCUUCCUUACACACUAAAUCGUCUUGCAAUUACUAGUUGUACUACCUAGCUACCUGCUCUUUCCCAGCAGUCGUCACUACUUUCUUGCCUUCCCCAACCUGUACCUCUACUUUCCUUCCCUGUAACCACCACCUGUACCCGCAAUGGAGGGCUCCUUCAACGGCGAGGGCCUGUGCAUGUCGGCGCCGGCGCGCCCCGCCGACCCGCUCAACUGGGUCAAGACCGCCGAGGACCUCACGGGCAGCCACCUCGACGAGGUCAAGAAGAUGGUGGCGCAGUUCCGGGACCCGCUCGUCACCAUCGAGGGCGCCACCCUCGGGAUCGCGCAGGUCGCCGCCGUCGCCGCAGGCGCCGGCGUCGCGCGCGUCGCGCUCGACGAGUCCGCGCGCGGACGCGUCAAGGAGAGCAGCGACUGGGUCAUGAACAGCAUGAUGAACGGCACCGACAGCUACGGCGUCACCACCGGCUUCGGGGCCACGUCGCACCGCAGGACAAAGGAGGGCGGCGCGCUGCAGAGGGAGCUCAUCAGGUUCCUCAACGCCGGCGCCUUCGGAACCGGCACCGAUGGGCACGUGCUGCCGGCCGAGGCGACCCGCGCGGCCAUGCUGGUCCGCAUCAACACCCUGCUGCAGGGCUACUCCGGCAUCCGCUUCGAGAUCCUCGAGGCCAUCACCAAGCUGCUCAAUGCUAACGUCACGCCAUGCCUGCCGCUCCGUGGCACCAUCACCGCCUCGGGGGACCUCGUGCCGCUGUCCUACAUCGCAGGCCUUAUCACCGGCCGCCAGAACUCAGCCGCGGUGGCCCCUGACGGCACCAAGGUGACCGCUGCGGAGGCGUUCAAGAUCGCCGGCAUCGAGCAUGGCUUUUUCGAGCUGCAGCCCAAGGAAGGGCUCGCCAUGGUGAACGGCACCGCCGUGGGCUCCGGCCUCGCGUCCACCGUGCUGUUCGAGGCCAACAUCCAGGCCGUGCUCGCCGAGGUCCUGUCCGCCGUGUUCUGCGAGGUCAUGACCGGCAAGCCCGAGUUCACCGACCACCUCACCCACAAGCUCAAGCACCACCCGGGGCAAAUCGAGGCCGCGGCCAUCAUGGAGCACAUCCUGGAAGGGAGCUCCUACAUGAAGCAGGCCAAGAUUCAGGGUGAGCUCGACCCACUGAUGAAGCCGAAGCAGGACCGGUAUGCCCUCCGCACAUCGCCUCAGUGGCUUGGCCCUCAGAUCGAGGUUAUCCGCUUCGCCACCAAGUCGAUCGAGCGCGAGAUCAACUCCGUCAACGACAACCCACUCAUCGACGUCUCCCGCGGCAAGGCCAUCCACGGCGGCAACUUUCAGGGCACCCCCAUCGGUGUCUCCAUGGACAACACCCGCCUCGCCAUCGCCGCUAUCGGCAAGCUCAUGUUCGCACAGUUCUCCGAGCUCGUCAACGACUUCUACAACAACGGCCUCCCGUCCAACCUGUCUGGUGGGCGCAACCCAAGCUUGGACUACGGAAUGAAGGGUGCUGAGAUUGCCAUGGCUUCGUACUGCUCUGAGCUGCAGUUCUUGGGCAACCCGGUCACCAACCAUGUCCAGAGCGCGGAGCAGCACAACCAGGACGUGAACUCGCUUGGUCUGAUCUCGUCCAGGAAGACCGCAGAGGCAGUUGACAUCCUCAAGAUCAUGUCCUCCACCUUCUUGGUCGCUAUUUGCCAGGCCAUUGACCUUCGCCACAUUGAGGAGAACAUGAAGAUAGCUGUGAGGAACUGCGUCAUGCAGGUGGCCAAGAGGACCCUGAGCAUGAACAACAUGGGCGGCCUCCACAUCGCCCGCUUCUGCGAGAAGGACCUGCUCACCGCCAUCGACCGUGAGGCGGUCUUCGCCUACGCCGACGACCCCUGCAGCCCCAACUACCCACUCAUGCAGAAGCUCAGGGCUGUUAUGAUCGAGCAUGCCCUCGCGAAUGGCGAAGGAGAGCGCGCCCUGGAGACCUCCAUCUUCGCCAAGGUCGCUGAGUUCGAGCAGAACAUCCGCGCUGCAUUGCCCAAGGAGGUGGAGGCCGCACGCGCUUCCGUGGAGAACGGCACCCCGCUGGCGCCCAACAGGAUCAAGGACUGCCGCUCCUACCCGCUCUACCAGUUCGUGCGCGAGGUCUGCGGCACCGAGUACCUCACCGGCGAGAAGACCCGGUCGCCCGGGGAGGAGCUCAACAAGGUGCUCGUGGCCAUGAACGAGCGGAAGCACAUCGACCCACUGCUCGAGUGCCUCAAGGAGUGGAACGGCGAGCCCCUGCCACUCUGCUGAGCAAGCGACGAGAAGAGGUAACACCACAGGAAAAGAAAUGAACACGUAUAAACACUGAAUAUAGAACGUUUCAAGACUCUGAAGCGCGGGAGGUUCCUUCCUGUUAUAUCUAGAUGGCUGCCGAUACUCUUGUUGUCUGUGUUUCUUUGUAGUUCAGUUGAUGUUACCGUUGUUGUUUCCAGCUGCCGUGAUGCCAUGAACAGGGCAAGGCCGGCAGCUUCUCAAACUUGUGCUGUUGUAACUUGUAUGUUGGGAGAUCAUAAGUGCAUUAUUUUGUUUCCUAA
Molecule: messenger RNA, 2571 nt
Organism: Lolium perenne
Lineage: Eukaryota; Viridiplantae; Streptophyta; Magnoliopsida; Poales; Poaceae
Product: phenylalanine ammonia-lyase
Biological process (GO): L-phenylalanine catabolic process
Cellular component (GO): cytoplasm
Molecular function (GO): ammonia-lyase activity
Source: RefSeq, a predicted model, not a curated record